GUGUAUGAGUGUGUGUACGUGCGUGCUCGCGCAGGUUGUGUUAUGCACGAGUGCAUUUGGUGUGGUGUUGGGUUCAGUGGCAUUGCUAAGAGCAAUAGGUCAGAGGACACUAGCCGCAUGAUAGUGUCCGACCCGUCGUAUGGGUGGCCGUGCGUCAGCCCGUGGAACGUCAGACGCCGAGCUGCUAUCCUGGCGUCAGCGGGUGUGACGCCCUCGGACUUACAAACAAGCUCGUGACGCGCUGUGCGGACUGGGGGCGUGGCUGUCAGCCGGGUGUGGUCCCAGACACCCCUUGGUGCUCAGUCUUGGACCACCCGAGGAGGUGGGAGGUGAGCUGUUUGUCGUGCAGACCGGCGCCAUGUUACGGUCACCUUGUCGAAACUCGGAGACAGACGUCUUAGGCAUUAUGUUUUAUCAACGAGUUCAAAAAAAUAAUUCAUGACUUGUGAUACACAUCUCCGAGGGAUCCUGGAAAGUCCCUGGUGAGUCUGCCAUAUGAUGUUGAUUGACAGUCCAGCUGCACUCUUCAGCAUCGUCAGCCGAGAGGAAACACUUGCAGCUGACUGGUACUAACGGACUCGUUGGUGGACUCCUCGGGCAUGGUGACCCCAUGGCAAUGACAACACCGCCACUGGGAUGCCAAACGUCACAAGAAGAGACUCGUAAGUCUGCUGUAUGCUCCACGUUUUAAAAAGGGAAAGUGUACAGGCCAGCUGUGAAAUGAGAGAAUAAAUCAGUUUUUUUCGAGAGCCUCGGCAGUGGUUCGUGUGUCACACCCAGGGGAGGAGCGGGGACACAGAAAGAACUGUUACCUGUCCACCGCCCACCUCAGUACCAAAGGUCUUUUGAAUUUCAAAAUAACAAGAUGGCAGGUGACUUUUGAGCACAGGCCAAGGACAGCCAGUUUCUCGCACUGUCCUGAAAUACACGACCUACAAUCCUGACGACGGUUACUUCUGUGCUUGGCAUGAUGGGAAAUGUUCAACAAGGCACCCGUCAGCUUCGCUCCACUGACCUGAUUCGCAAGACGGUUUGUCUGCCUGUACCUGAUCUCAUCCACAAACACCAUCAGUGUCAUAGACUUGGUCUGUCACUGAGCUGGUAGCCUGGUACAUCAACUCCAGUGGCACCGAACUCUGGCUCUUUAGUAAGGUUUUUCUAACAAAUGCAAGAUAAACAAACUCACAAAUAAAUGCCGCUGGUUGUGGUGAAGGCUGUGAGGCGUGACAACUCCUGUCAAGUUUUAGUUUAGGAUGAAAAGCAGCCAGGGAGUCAGUGCACUUCUUGUGACAGCCAAACAUUGAGAGAAAUGAUCAGGCUUCACAACCUGUCUGUCUGAAUACUUAUGUUGUGCACAUCUUGGGCUACCACGAAAGUAGCCAGCGCUAAAUCUGACAAAAGUCAUUGAGCUCAUGUCCACUGGGACCACUUCCGGUAGAAGGCAAUUAAAGUUGUCAACAACUCUUUACAUGCACGCUCCUCUGGUAUUGUUGUUUUUACACGUGACUGAUUUUGACAUCCUCUCGUCAGCAACUCUGUCUGAUACAACUACACAGCCCUACCGACUAUUCUCACACCUGUAUGUUCGCAGUUCUCUGUCGUAUUUACACUGGCUGCAUGGGUCGCUGGUCAAAAUGUCGGCAAAUGCUUGUCAACAUCUCCAAGUACAAAGACGCCGCAUAGGGCCAUGGGAUGUGUAGCAGCUGCACCCUCGGAGAUGUAUAGGUCCUAAGUAAGACUACAACUCCAUGGAGCUGACUCCUGAGGUUCUCUGUUGGUGUAUUUGUAGAUGAUGCCUGCAGAUGACUUGUCGCACGGAGAGAGGUCAGCUUGAUGUAUCGGAAAGCCUUUCACGAGGUCAUCAGGCGUCAUCUUGCAAGUCCCGCUAACUGAAAUAUGUGUCGAGUAUGCUGACCGGAAGUGUCUCCAGCUGCUGUUGAAGACUGCUCAUCUGUCUUCUGUUUUCAAGUCGUUAGAAAUCAAGGCAAGAACGGCUGUUCUAUCUGUCGUCGGGUCCCCCAGAUGGCGUUUCACGUUUUCUCCUGCUGCACUUCAUUUUUCCUGCUGCUACAGCUUCCGGCUGUGUGCGUGACGUGCGGCGGAAGUCACGUGGUCAGGCAAAAGCAGCCGCUCAGCCUCACGUCGCCCAACUACGGCCUGGGCCCGUACCCGCACCGUAGCAACUGCGUGUGGCAGGUGACAGCAGACGGGAACCAGCCACUGACCCUGACCUUCUGGACUAUUGAUAUAGAGGGACAUCCUGCCUGCUUUUUUGACUACCUGGUAGUCUACACCAGUGGUUGUGGGGCAUCGUUUCCCAUGAGGCUCUGCGGACAUUUUCUUCCAAAAUCAUUGACGUCGCUGUCAGGACAGAUUUGCAUCAGAUUUUUCUCGGACGAUGCAGUCAACCUGUCAGGGUUCAACCUCACAAUAGAAGUUCACGGAUCUUCUACGAGGCCUUCCAUAGCACCGCCAGCCGACGUGAAGGCGACGUUGUCAGCUGCUUCAGCAACGACGGACCACAGCGAUGUCACCUGGUUGUCGCGACCUUCACCUUUCAUCCAGGCCACUUCUGUACAACCAACGACAGGACAAGUCACUUUGACAGGACUGACAGUCACCAACACAGACACAAAUCCAGCUGUGCCAAUCACCAUCGCAGACUCACAUCCAGCGAUGCCAUCUACUAUAGACACUCCCCUACCUGUGAUAGUCAGCACCACAAAUACACAUCCAGUUGUGUCAGUACCCACUAUAGACACUCACCUACCUGUGACAGUCACCACCACAGGUACACAUCCAGUCUCUGCUACAGACACACAUCCAGCUGUGUCAGUACCCGCUGGAGACACUCACCUACCUGUGACAGUCACCACCACAGGUACACAUCCAGUUGUGUCAGUACCCACUGUAGACACUCACCUACCUGUGACAGUCACCACCACAUCUACACAUCCAGUCUCUGCUACAGACACACAUCCAGCUGUGUCAGUACCCACUAUAGACACUCACCUACCUGUGACAGUCACCACCACAUCUACACAUCCAGUCUCUGCUACAGACACACAUCCAGCUGUGUCAGUACCCACUAUAGACACUCACCUACCUGUGACAGUCACCACCACAGACACACAUCCGGCUGUGUCAGUGCCCACUAUAGACACUCACCUACCUGUGACAGUCACCACCACAUCUACACAUCCAGUCUCUGCUACAGACACACAUCCAGCUGUGUCAGUACCCACUAUAGACACUCACCUACCUGUGACAGUCACCACCACAGACACACAUCCGGCUGUGUCAGUGCCCACUAUAGACACUCACCUACCUGUGACAGUCACCACAGGUACACAUCCAGUCUCUGCUACAGACACACAUCCAGCUGUGUCAGUACCCACUGUAUGUCCGGCGGGGAGCGUGCAGUGUGCUGGCGGCACGUGCAUUCCACGUCAGUGGCUGUGUGACGGCGAGCGUGACUGUCCCGAGAACGACGACGAGAGUUCAACGUGCAGAACAUGCGACGAGGAGCACUUGCAGUGCCAUGACGACAGCUGUGUGCCAUGGAAUGAAGUUUGUGAUGGCACAGCUCAGUGCACACACGGCGAGGACGAGGCAACAUGCAUGCAGGUCUCAGCAAGCGGUGUCCUUCAGGUUCAAAGGGAGGGACGCUGGUUUGAGGUGUGUGCUCCAGAUGUGACUGAUGAUACAGCAUUAGAGAGAUUUGCAGUCAGUGCUUGUACUGCAGCACACCUGGGAGACCUGUUGUGGUUUAACAAAACAACUGUGCACAUGGACUCAUUGAUUGCACUAACAUUGAAUGACAUAGAACUGUAUGCUUUGGGCCAAGGGUUUGCUCAGCUCAGGUUUUCUUGUCCUAACAGUCAGGCCCUUGCUUUGGCAUGUGCAGAGAAAGCAUGUGGUCACUCUGGUGGACAUCUGGCCCAGCUACACACCAUGGGUAGAGCAGAGUCUGUGGAGGGUGAAUGGCCCUGGAUGGUGGCCAUCACAGCUGGAGGUAGUUUUCUGUGUGGGGGGUCUCUAGUUGCUGACCAGUGGGUCAUGACUGCUGGACACUGUGUAUACAACCUCAUCAACACACCAGAGCAGCUGACUGUUGUCUCUGGCCGUGUGAAGCUUGGUGAAAGCAACUCACCUGAGACAGGAGUGUCCGAGGUCGUCUUGCACCCAGCCUACAACUUCAUCUACAAUGCUGACAUAGCCCUCCUGAGACUUCAUCAGCCUCUGAAUUUCACCUCUGUGCAACAUUCCAUUUGCCUUCCACGCCGACAACGCACGUGGAGUUCCACCAUUCCUUGCUACGUCACAGGCUGGGGCAUCUCAGAUGUGAACAAGAGCAAACUGUCCCCUGUACUACAACAUGCCAAGGUUGUGGUGUGGGAGCAGACCAAGUGCCAGACUGUUUAUUCUUCUCGUCUUACAUCCUCCAUGAUCUGUGCUGGCUACGAGAAUGGACAAAUAGAUGCCUGUAAGGGUGAUAGUGGGGGACCUUUAGUAUGCAGAGACAGUCAGGACACCUGGGUGCAAGUGGGCAUUGUCAGCUGGGGAGAAGGAUGUGGAGUCCCUGGAAAACCAGGUGUUUACACUCGUGUUGACUCCUUUCAGGACUGGAUACAAGAAACUACAGCCAAACCAGUGGUUAGUGUCACAUGCCAGUUCGAGACACCAGCGGUCUGUGGUUAUACAAGCAGGACAAAUGUGAUGUCAUCAUUCUUGUGGUCCCGCUCCUCAGCAGGUGCAGCUGAGUUUGACCGGCCUGUUCAAGACCACAGUUUUGGAAACCAGUCAGGUCACUACAUGUUUGCCCAUGUGAAAAGUGACAACUUGUUCCAGACCAGCACACUUCUAACGCCAGAAAUACAGGUGCAUUCGGUGGCAUGUCUGACGUUUUACAUUGCCUUUCAUAGCACAGAUGCCAGUCUCACAGUUAUGGCAGUGGGCGGCAGUGACAACCAUACACAACAACUAGUGUACCUGAGAAAGGGCUUUCCUGACUGGUCACUAGUGGAGGUUGAAGUGUUUGGCUGGGUUCAACAGGUAGCAUUUGUGGUGACUGCUGGAACGCAGACCAGCGGAGGGGUGGGGAUUGAUGAUGUCAGCAUUCAAAAUAAUCUGUGCACAGAUUCUCAGAAACUAGCCUGUGACUUCAAUGAUGGGUCACUUUGCUCUUACAGCCAAGGCACCAAGAACCAAUUCUACUGGACCAUGCAAGAAAUAAAGUUGAUAAUAGCAACAAAUGGCAGUUCUACUGCAACAGACACGAGUGUACAGACUGACAGAUACAUUGAGGCCAGUAGUGGAGAUACCUUUGUGGGAGGCGCUGCCACCUUGGUGUCCCCACUGAUGACCUCAGCUGUUCCACGGUGCCUGCACUUCAAGUACAGAAUAGUACCAGCAUACAGCAUCUCGCUGUCCAUCUGCCGGCUCAGUUUUAGCAAUGAAUAUGAGUUUGUGGACUGUAGCACAUGGACUCGAUCGAGCAGUCCUAACAGUGACUGGACACAAGGUCAAGCAGUAAUUCCACCGUCUAGUUAUCCAUAUGCUGUUGUCUUUCAAGCAAAACAGAGCUUCAGGCAGGGCACUGUAAGCAUUGAUGACAUUGCAAAGGUGGAUGGUGAAUGUAGAACUUACAAUAGUAGCUGAUCUAUAUCAUAAAGGCAUAACCUUUUCUUGUAAAAAGAUACGGGUGAGUGUGUGUGCUUGCAAGGUAAAGUGUAAGUGGUUUCUAAUUCAUUGUGUUUUACUUCCUGCAAAUCAACAUCAGUUUAAGUACCAAGAUACACUUUUUACAGAUUUUGCACAAUUUCUCUCUGGUAAGUGUUGAUGAGGCUGAAGCAGUUUACUCAGCUGCUACCCCACUGAGCACCACACCAUAAUCAAGCAUGGUUAUUGUUGAGGGCUUAUUUUCACAAGGUAUACCCAACCAACCUCCAAUGGCUGAAGUUGAAUAUGCUUUAUACUCUUAAACUGACAGCUGGUAAGCACAUUGCCAAUAAGUUUACCAGCAGCUGGUAAUCUUGAUAUCAGUUACAAGGGUAACAUCUUAAGAAUAGCUAAGUUUCUCUGAUUUUUCCUGACAGAUAGUGGAAUCAGUGGUGACUACAGACUUUUCCACUGUUCUGAGAAAUAAAGGCUUUCACAUAUUUUAAUUUAAAAAUAGAAUUUGUCAUUUUGGAUUUAAGCAGUUUGUGGUGGACAGCUGUGUUAGGUCUGAUGAAAAGUUAUUAAUCACAGUACCAAGAGUGAAAAACUUUAGUAACCCCAGGACAUACAUCUCAUGUCACAUGAUCAGGGGCUAUGGCCCUACGUGACCAGAGCAAUGGCUCCAUAUGACCUGCUGGCUGCAGUUUCAACGAAUGUAACCAGACUGGG
Messenger RNA from Pomacea canaliculata, 6390 nucleotides. RefSeq lists its product as uncharacterized. The transcript is spliced from 16 exons. The record is from RefSeq and is a predicted model, not a curated record. Lineage: Eukaryota; Metazoa; Mollusca; Gastropoda; Architaenioglossa; Ampullariidae. Gene Ontology annotation, biological process: acrosome reaction; proteolysis. The coding region runs from base 2023 to 5661 and encodes 1212 amino acids. Gene Ontology annotation, molecular function: protein binding; serine-type endopeptidase activity. Gene Ontology annotation, cellular component: membrane.